UGACAUGCAGCACGUACGUCUAACUUGGCUUUAUUUAUUCUGGAAAGAGAAGUAGUAACAUUAAAAGAGCUGCAUUCAGUGGAUCAUACUCGGUCGAGAAGCCUACCCAUCUUUGCUUUUUCCUCCACAUCCUUCCCUUUCUGCUCAAAGUUACUCUGAGUCGGAUAUUUCGUACCAUGGCAAUUAAGUUCUUGAUGGUUCUCUGCAUAUUGGCUUCAAUAUGCUCCUUGGCUAUUCCUUCUUCCUCAAAUGGAUUGUUGAGAAUCCCAUUAAAGAAAGAACGUUUGAAUCUUAAUAAGAUAAAAGCGGCCAGAAUAACUGGGAAACAGGGAAAAUAUGCCACACAGAGCGAUUUGCAUAAUUUAGGUGGUUCAGCAACAGAUGUUGUCUCAUUGAAGAACUGUUUGGAUGCUCAGUAUUAUGGAGAGAUUGGAGUUGGUUCACCACCACAAAAGUUCAAUGUCAUCUUUGAUACUGGCAGUUCAAACCUUUGGGUUCCAUCUUCACACCGUAACUUUUUAAUGGAUAGCUAUGUUCAUUCUAGGUACAAUUCUUGCCAAUCCAGUACACAUACGGUGAUUGGUAAACAUUGUAAUAUCCAUUAUGGUUUUGGAUCAAUUUCGGGUCUUCUUAGCAAAGAUAAUGUACAAGUUGGAGACCUUGAUGUCAAAGAUCAAGUACUCAUUGAGGCUACAAAUGAGCGAGGUUUUCCUAGGGUACAGACAAAGUUUGAUGGGAUACUUGGACUUGGGUUUCCAGAAAAUUCUGCGGGGAAUGCUAUGCCAGUUUGGCACAACAUGGUACAACAAGGUCUGUUAAACCAGGAAAUCUUUUCCUUAUGGUUGAAUCAGCAUCCAGAGAAAAGUGAGGGAGGUGAGAUCAUCUUUGGUGGUGUUGAUCAGAAGCACUUCAAGGGCGAGCAUACCUAUGUUCCGGUUACUCAAAAGGGUCAUUGGCAGAUUGGGUUGGAAGAUUUUCUUAUUGCAAACCAUUCAACAGGUUUGUGUGUGGUUGGCUGUGCUGCUAUAAUGGAUUCAGGCACAUCCUUCAUUGCUGGACCGAAAGCUAUGGUCACUAAAAUCAACCAUGCCAUGGGAGCAAAAAGAUUCAAGAGCAUGGAAUGUAAAAAAGUUCUUUCCCAAUAUGGAGAUAUGAUGUGGAAUCUCUUGCUGUCAGGGCUACAGCCUGACAAAGUUUGUUCAAGUAUUGGGCUGUGUUAUAAUAAUGGGUCUCGGCAUGUGAUCAGCAAGAUUAUUGAAACAAAGGUUUUACAUAAGAGUGGGAAGGAAUUUUCAAUUCGCGAGGAUCUUCAAUGUGCUGCCUGUGAGAUGACUGCUAUAUGGAUCCAAACCCUUCUCAGACAAAACAAGACCAAAGUCAAAAUAUUUGAAUAUUUAAACAAGCUGUGUGACAACUUGAAUCCAGUGGGAGAAUCAGCUGUCAAUUGUGACAACAUUCGAAACAUGCCACACAUUUCAUUUAUCCUUGGGAAUAGAUCCUUCCACCUGACACCUGAACAAUAUGUCCUGAAGGUUAUAAAAGGAUUCUCUUCCUUCUGCAUCAGUGGCUUUAUUCCUUUAGAUGUUCCUCCUCGACGAGGUCCACUCUGGAUUCUUGGAGGAAUCUUCAUGGAAGCAUAUCACACAGUGUUUGAUUUUGGCUAUCAUCGAGUAGGAUUUGCAGAAGCUGCUUAGUGAUCCUCCAAUAAAUAAGACAGUGAUAUUACUGAGAUGGAGGUAUGGUAGGCUGUCCUUGAAUGAUAGAUGGCUAAUAACGAAUGUUAGAUGUGUACUUUAUGGUUAGAUGAUGCUUGUGCAUGGUCGUGUGGUUCAUGUAUUACUAAUAAACAGUACUGAUGGGUAGAUAAUUUUUAUGUAAUAUUAAAUCCAAUGCUUUUUAGAUGAUUCAA
This is a messenger RNA of Carya illinoinensis, 1909 nucleotides long. RefSeq names its product aspartic proteinase-like. Gene Ontology annotation, molecular function: aspartic-type endopeptidase activity. The coding region runs from base 177 to 1694 and encodes 505 amino acids. Gene Ontology annotation, biological process: lipid metabolic process; proteolysis. The record is from RefSeq and is a predicted model, not a curated record. Lineage: Eukaryota; Viridiplantae; Streptophyta; Magnoliopsida; Fagales; Juglandaceae. The transcript is spliced from 14 exons.